AUGGUGAAAGAAGUGAUAAUGAACAAGAAGAAGUUCAGAGGUGUGAGACAAAGACACUGGGGAAAAUGGGUGUCUGAAAUCAGACUACCUCAGAACAGAAUCAGAGUCUGGCUAGGAACAUUCGACACAGCCGAAGCAGCCGCCUUUGCCUAUGAUCGAGCUGCUUUCAAGCUCCGAGGUCAAUACGCUAGACUCAACUUCCCCGAUCUUGAGGACCUCAAAAAGAUGGGAUUUGAUGAUGGAUCAACAUUGAAUGCUUUGAAGAUAGCUAUUGAUGCAAAGAUUAAAGCAAUUUGUGAGAAGGUGAAGAUUAUUAGGUCUAAUGAUGAGAUAAAGAAGCAAAUUGUGGAGGAGGAUGUUAGUGAAGAAAAUUCAUAUUCAUUGGAUAGUAUACCAUCGUUUGAUGUCGAUUUGAUUUGGGAGGAUCUUGCUAAUGAGAUGAAUAUGUCUCGAACUAACCUAUAG
Impatiens glandulifera is the source of this 465-nucleotide messenger RNA. RefSeq names its product ethylene-responsive transcription factor ERF061-like. NCBI's taxonomy places the organism in Eukaryota, Viridiplantae, Streptophyta, Magnoliopsida, Ericales, Balsaminaceae. The record is from RefSeq and is a predicted model, not a curated record. The transcript is spliced from 2 exons. Gene Ontology annotation, molecular function: DNA binding; DNA-binding transcription factor activity. Gene Ontology annotation, biological process: regulation of DNA-templated transcription. The coding region runs from base 1 to 465 and encodes 154 amino acids.